Messenger RNA from Clupea harengus (Atlantic herring), 3745 nucleotides. It is a transcript of the gene tp53inp1, whose product is annotated as tumor protein p53 inducible nuclear protein 1. The record is from RefSeq and is a predicted model, not a curated record. NCBI's taxonomy places the organism in Eukaryota, Metazoa, Chordata, Actinopteri, Clupeiformes, Clupeidae. Gene Ontology annotation, cellular component: autophagosome; nucleus. Gene Ontology annotation, biological process: autophagosome assembly; positive regulation of DNA-templated transcription.
UAAUGCUCCACAACAAUAACAACAAAGGGUGUAGUUGAGACCUAGACGGAGCUGGAGAAAAAGAACGACGUUGCUCCGAAAUAGGGUCCAGAAACUUUAAUUUCUUCUGCGAAGAAAAAAAUAUAUAUUUUUAUACCUUCAAGCAAAUAUCUACCUCAGAGUGUCUGUGAAUAUAUUUUCGCUGUUAACAGUUUUCUUCCUGCCGCAGGCUUUUCUAUAUUUUGUGUUUGUUCUGCACACUUUGGGAAACGGCUAUGAGUGAACUUCAGAGAAACCUCCUCGUCAGAUGAGCACCUCGCCCCUCAUGCACCUCCGUACCUUCCGGGAAACUUCUCCGAGCAGCGGUUUCCGCAGCUGAUGACCAAAGCACCCCACCCUCUCCCAUCGCCCGCGGGUCCGACCAGCCCAGCGUUGUCCCAGCCCUCCAGGUCCGCAGCCACAGUCGCCACCGCCACCAUGUUCCAGAGGUUCACCAGCAUCCUGUUUGGGGACACCGAAGAGGACGUUCAUGGAGGCAUGGCCCAGCCAGGCUGCGAUGACAAAGAGGAGGACGAUGAGUGGAUCUUGGUGAACUGCCUAGCAGAGACUUGUGCGCCCUUCUGUGGGCCCGGCCUGGUUGAGGUGCACCCAGAGGACCUGGAAGACCUCGAGGCCCCCUCUCCUGACCACCCGCUUCGUUCCUACUCCUGCUCCUCGCUGGACUCGGCCACUGACACCGACCUCGACCCAGAGGACGGCGGUUUCUUACGGCUAGAGGCGGCAAGCGAAGAGGAGGAGGAAGAUGGGGAGUCGUCAAGCUGCGCACUGGAGGAGAGCUGGUUCAUCACCCCACCACCGUGCUUCACCGCUGGGGGGCGUAACCCGGUCCUACUGGAGACCAGCCCCCUGGAGAACCUGCUGAUCGAGCACCCGAGCAUGUCCGUUUAUGCUUUCCACAACCCUCGUCAUGUCACCCGCCCCCUGGCAAAGGAGAGCUCUUGCGAGCCAUCCCUGCACAGCUCUGUUUCUCCUCUUCUCAGGACUGAGGUCCAGCGCCGGCCAAGCCAUUCUACUGGCUGCUAUGCAGCUGCCUUGGCUGCCCACGCCAACCUCCUGGCACAGGUCAAACAUGGCCGUCUCGCUCAGCGCCUCCAGGAAAACAUGGAGCGCCAAAACCUCUCCCGGAACGCCCUGCGCCGCUUCAACCUGCUCCGCGAGGGCCGGGCCCGUCAGGCCAAGUCGACCAGUGGGCCGGUCCAUCAGCCUGGUCAGAGGCACUUCAACUACUAAAGCCGCCCCAGUCGCCCCUUCCCUAUCACCUGCCCUCCUUCAGACCCACAAUCAGCUCUCCAGACCGCCACCUCCAUGGCCAGGAAUACGUCUUUGUAAUGGAGUCCCUCGCAAAAUCAGAGCCUUUAUACCAUAGGUCACUUUAUUUACAGCAGGUUUGCUCGCAUCUGGAUGGAUAGUUUUGAGGCUUGUCAGGCUUUGAGCACCCCCAACCCCACUCCGCAUAUUCUCUGCUUUGAGUUCUGAUUAGAAACAAACAAGUCUGUGUGUGUCUGUGUGUGUGUGUGUGUGUGUGUGUGUGCGUCAGAAACAUGGAAAUGCCAUGUCUGAUGCUGGUGUUGAGCAGAACGUGGGAUUUGUUGCUUAGUUAAGCAGUUAAGCAGAUGGGAUUUUUGCCUUCUUUAUAAGCCUCAACUGGUGCUCAACUGCCAAGAGCCAGGCGAUCAUCUUAUAGUGCCUGGCCAUGAAGAACAGUUACCACACAAAAUGGCAGUGUAGUUUCUCAGUGUCGAUUCAAAGCCAUAAUGACAUCUUCAGGCUAGUAACACAAUCUGUCUAGGAGUGAGCAAAUGUCACUGUGAUUUCUGUAGGUUAGUACUUUUAUUUUGUGAAUUGAAAAAAAUAAAAACUUAUGGUUCAAUAAUGGUUGUUUCACUAACAGCCAUGUUUGAAUAGUAAAAAUAUGUAAAAUAUAUAUAAAAUGGAAAAAAAAAUUCCAAAAAUAUUUUUUGAAAAGAAAAAAAGAUGGCUUAUAUAUUACAUAUCAGUAUGAAGUUUGUGUAUGCGCGUAUGUUAUUCCGUGUAUGUAUGUAAACCACAGUUUGUUUUUGUUUUUAUCUUUAAAUUAUGUGGUUCAUUGUAUGGUUGUGUAGUUCUAGAUUCCAGAACGGUGAAAAACGAUGAAAAAAAAAAAGUUUUUGAAUAUUGUAUCUUUCUUGUAACUUGGAAAUCUGCAGUACACUUCUCAGGGUCAGGACUAUUCACCUUUUACUAAAAUGCAGAUUACUUGAUGGAUGUUAAUUGUCUAGACAAACCUCUAAAAAUUAUCAAAAUGUGUACAAUGCCUUGUGGAUAUGUUUGUAACCCGUGGAACUUGUUAAAGAAGAAAAAAAGUGCUUUUCUUAAAGCAGAACAGAAGUUAGAUGCUUGCUUGAGGACUGUGAAAAUGAUGCUUCUUUCCCCUCAAUCGACUGUUAAAACUUAUGAAGAUGGAGUGGAACUGUUAAUGUUUUUUUUGUUUUGUUAUUUGUACAGUACAGUAACCUUUCCAUGGUUCCAUGUUUGUCUGAUUUGGUUUCAUUAUCUUCUAGCAAUCCUUAUCCAAUACAAGCGUAGCGGUUCUCAGAGCAGCAGUCUUUCCUACUGUUAUCUGUUGUCAUUCCUUACUUCUCUAUGAAUAGCCCGUAUAAUAUGUGGACAUCAGAGGGCUACGACUGUUCUGCCUAGACCGAACUCUCGUGAAGGAAAGGGCAGUAAGGAAUGACCGUGGACACCAUGCACCUUCCAGAUUCACCUGUUAUUUUUUUGUUGCUCUUAGAUCCAGUGCAACUGACUAUUAAGUGCUCACUAUGUAUUGUUUGGUUGUUACUUUUUUUUGUUGUUGUUGUUGUUCUUCUUCAAGCAGUUGGUGACAUACGCAAGACACUAGAACGUGUAUUUAGCUAUUUAGGACAAUUGUCGUUGUGUAUGUGGCUGUGUGUGAUGUUCUAGCAUGACUGUAAACAACAUACGCUGUUUCCUAUCCUUAUUUGUUACUCAGUUCAUUUGACACAACUAUCAAUCUCCAGAAUUCGCUUCUGUUAAAACAGUGUUUGUGUCAUGACAAUGUUCUGACGUCGCGGGGGUGCAAAACACGAAGGGAAUGGGAACUGUGCAAAUGGUCUCCAUUUUUCCAUGAUUUAUGCUGGACAAGCCCCCCUUUUCUCUCCUCUCUCUCAAUUUGUCAUGUUUAUCACAGGGAUACUAUUCUUUUUGCCUUGAAUUGUGUUGAUCACGUGCCUUCCAGGUUAAAACAGUAUGACAAUGCAUUUGCGAAGAACUUGAAAGUCCAAAAGGACACAACCAUAAACAAAAAGCGAAUUUCUAUGCACAGGGGUUAGUUUGUCUCUGUGAACCACUUGCUCUGUACACCUUUUAUACACAAAAUGUAGCAGACCUCUUUUGUUAAAUGUGUGAAGUGUAUUUUCUGUGGCAUUUUUUUUUUUUCAUUUUGUGUUUAGACUAUGCUUUUGAUUGAUUUUUAUAGUUUACUGGAAUUAUACAGCACUUUGCCAAAAGUGUAGGGUUUAGUAUCACAUUUAUUUAUCUGUAUUUCAGAUGAUGUACUUAUUUUGAACCAUUACUAAUGUCAUUGACUGUUUGUAUUUUCAUUUUAAUUUGCAGAUACAAUUAUGUAGCCUGCUCUGUUUCACUGAAAUUCAUUAUUUGGUAAUACCAUGUAAGCUACCAGUCUUCAAUAAAACGUUUCAUUACAGUU